AUGGCAACGGCAACGGCGACGCUUCAACGGCAACGACGACGCUUCAACGGCAAUGGCAACGGAAACGGUGGGUGUUCAUCGGUAUUUCUUUUGCAACGCUUCAACGGCAGCGACGACGCUUCAAUGGCAAUGGUGACGCUUCAACGGCAACGCUUCAACGGCAACGGUGACGCUUCAAUGGCAACAGCAACGGCAACGACAACGCUUCAAUGGCAACGACAACGGCAACGGCAACGGCGACGGCAACGCUUCAACGGCAAUGGCAACGGAAACGUGAAUUCAGUGUACUACCAAAUGAUGAUUGAUGCCAUAGCUGCUACUGGUCUUGGUUACAAAGGUCCAUCUUAUCAUGCUGUACGGGUCCCUUUGUUGAGGGAUAAUAAGAAAGAAGUUCAGUUGUUGGUUGAGUCACAACGUAGGCAUUGGGCAGAAGUUGGAUGUACACUUAUGGCUGAUGGUUGGACAGAUACUAGACAUAGGUCAUUGAUUAAUUUCCUUGUUUAUUGUCCUAGGGGAAUGGUAUUUGUAAAAUCAGUUGAUGCCUCAGAUAUUGUGAAGAAUACUAGAAACUUGUUUAAAUUGUUUGAUGAAGUAGUUACAUGGGUUGGUCCAAAAAACAUAAUUCACUUGGUUACUAAUAAUGCUUCCAACUAUGUAUCUGCUGGUAAAUUGUUGUGUGAAAAGUAUAAAACUAUUAGUUGGUCUCCUUGUGCAGCACAUUCCCUGAAUCUUGUGUUGCAGGAUAUGGGGGAGAUGUCUCAUGUGGAGAGACUAAAAAAUCGUGCAACCAAAGUUACAGUUUUUAUUUAUAAUCAUGUAGCUUUGAUUGCUUGGUUGAGGAAGAGACCUGGUUGGACAGAUAUUGUACGUGUAGGAGCAACAAGAUUUGCUACUACUUUCCUUUCAUUUGGAAGCCUUCAUGUGCAUAAGCAUGACUUGCAAGCCUUAGUGACUAGCAAGUUCUUUGUGGACAAUAGAUUGGCAAGAGAGUCAAAGACAAAAGAAGUAGUUUCUAUCAUAUUGGAUAAUUCUUUUUAG
Molecule: messenger RNA, 1038 nt
Organism: Quercus lobata
Lineage: Eukaryota; Viridiplantae; Streptophyta; Magnoliopsida; Fagales; Fagaceae
Exons: 2
Coding region: 1-1038 (345 amino acids)
Source: RefSeq, a predicted model, not a curated record